AUGGCUUCUAUCACGGCAUUUCCAGAUUCUAACGGUUACACAAAAUCAUUUUCUCUGGAAGAAACAUCUGAACUGUUAGAAUUUUUCGAAGAAUAUGGGUUUGUCGUUGUACGAAAUAUCAUCGACUCUCAAUCGCAAAUUGAAGAAACCAUUGAUGAAAUUUGGAGUUUGCUACAAGUUCUUAAUCCAAAAAUUGACAAAAAUGAUAGUUCAACAUGGGAUAAUAAGUAUUGGCCAAUUCAAAUGGGUCUCAAAGAUGGUGGUUUCAUAUCACAUAUGUCGGACGUUGCAACAAAAAUGUGCUGGGAAAAUAGACAACAUCCUAAUGUUGUUCGAUUAUUUCAAAUUCUUCUUAAACAUGAUGAUCUUUGGGUUCGAUAUGAUCGUUAUGGAAUGAUGAGACCUACCAAAGGUAUUGCCUUUAAACAGAACGACAAUGAUGGAUCAGUAAUAUUCGAAGAUAGACCUGAAUGGAGAUCAAAGCCAAAUUGGUUACAUUGGGAUCAGAAUCCUUGGAAAUAUCCAGAUUUUAUUGGUGUACAAGGUCUUCUCGCAUUGAGUGACACAAAUCCAACUACCGGAGGAUUUCAUUGUGUUCCUGGAUUCACUCAUCGUUUUAAACAAUGGUCGAUCGAUAAUGAAAAGGAACAUAAAAGCCGUGGUGGACUUGUUAAUGUGCCCGAAAAUGAUUCCAUACGAAAUGAAGUCAAACAAGUUCAUGUUCAAAAAGGUUCUUUCAUUGUAUGGGAUUCACGAUUACCACACGGCAAUUUUCCAAAUGAGAGCGAUCAAUUUCGAAUUGUUCAAUAUAUAACAUUUGAUCCAGCCAAAGAAGAUGACAAGCGUGAAUUAACAAGUCGAAUUGAUGCUUUUCAUAUGUGUACAUUAAGUUCGAAAGCGGAUGAACAACUUGCUGGAUUUCCAGAACCACAGCUAACUGAACUUGGAGAAAAGAUUGUUGGAUUGAGAAGUUGGAAAACAAAUGAGAGAGUCAAAAGUUCUUUUGAAUGA
This is a messenger RNA of Rotaria sp. Silwood1, 1011 nucleotides long. The record is from the annotation of a GenBank genome assembly. NCBI's taxonomy places the organism in Eukaryota, Metazoa, Rotifera, Eurotatoria, Philodinida, Philodinidae.